Messenger RNA from Colias croceus (clouded yellow), 591 nucleotides. RefSeq names its product resuscitation-promoting factor RpfA-like. The record is from RefSeq and is a predicted model, not a curated record. The transcript has 3 exons. The coding region runs from base 1 to 591 and encodes 196 amino acids. NCBI's taxonomy places the organism in Eukaryota, Metazoa, Arthropoda, Insecta, Lepidoptera, Pieridae.
AUGAAAUUCUUCGCCGUCCUCGCCACCAUCCUCGCUGUGGGCUCCGCCCUCCCCAGCUCCUGGACGCUCCAGGAUCUCAGCGCGGCCCUGACCAACCCCAACACUGACCCCGCUAUCAUCCCCAUCCUCGAGGAGGCUCUGAACAACUUAUACGCUGCCAUCCAUGCAGGACAAGACGUUGAGUCUAUCUUGGUGCCAAUCCCCGGCAUCGUCCCCGGCGAGACUGACCUGACACCUUCCCCCGCCAUCCCCCUCCCCGAACCCGUCGCUGCCCCCCGCAGCCCCUUGGUGCAAGUCAUCGUCAACGUGAACAAGCAAACCCAACAGAUCACCGAAGUGCCCAUGCCCGAAUCCCCCGCCAUCGUGCCAUCCCCCGUUGACGUCAUCGACGUUUCCCCCGUCGACAUCAUCGACGUUUCCCCCGUUGACGUCAUCGACGUUGCCCCCGUUGAUGUCAUCCCCUCCCCCAUCGAGGUGAACCCCGCCCCCGCCCCCGUUGUCAUCAACCCCAUUGACGUCAUCGCAAUCAACCCCGAACCCGUCGGUGUUCUCGAACCCAGCCCCGCUGUUGUCGGCCCCAUCAUUGUUUAA